Anneissia japonica is the source of this 708-nucleotide messenger RNA. Its product is annotated as myosin heavy chain, embryonic smooth muscle isoform-like. The record is from RefSeq and is a predicted model, not a curated record. NCBI's taxonomy places the organism in Eukaryota, Metazoa, Echinodermata, Crinoidea, Comatulida, Comatulidae. The transcript has a single exon. Bases 1 to 708 code for a protein of 235 amino acids.
AUGGCCGACAAGAACGUCGAAUUGCAGCGAGAACUGUUAAGACGGCAACCCGAGGAGUCGUUGUACGAAAUGGAAGUGAACAUCGGAGAGAAGGAGGAGUUCCGGCGAGCGCAAUCCGAUCUGGAGGAGGAACGGAAGACGGUUAUGCGAUUGAAGAGUGCGAUCGAGGACCUGAAAAAGGAACAAACGCGUCAUUCGGAGGUUUUUCGAGAGAACAGGAACCUCAAGGAGGAGGUGGAAGCGAACGCCAGGAAGAUCGAAAGUAUCGACGACGAACUUCGCGCGUCAAAACGGACGCUCUGCGACAGAGACAGACUGAUUUCGGACAAAGAUCGAGCGACGACCAACUUGAAGAAGGAAAUCGCCGCUCUCAGGGACGAACUUGCUGCCGAAAAGGACAAGGUGGCAACAGCCGUGAAGGAACGCAGCGACGACGACGCCCGAAGUUCGGUGACGCUCGAGAAGAUAAAAGACGAAUUGCGACAUGCGAACCGGGAAGCGGCAGCUGCAAAAGACCUCCAACGACGGUCGGCGACGAAGCUGGAAGAGACCGAGAAGCAGGUGGAGAGUCUGAAGGAACGGUUGGAUGACAAAGGUCGCUCGACUGCCAAUGCGAACAAGGAGAUCGCCUCCCUCAGUGACGAACUUCGUGCCGAAAGGGAAAAGGUGGCAACGGCUUCCAAGGAACGCAGCGACGGCGACGCCUGA